AUGGUCUGUCCAGGAAAAGCUGAGUGUGGUGGAAUCCUGAGUGAUCCAUACAAAGUAAUAAAAAUUGAUGUCAAUGCAAAUGAGACUUGCACAUGGUAUAUAGACAAAGAUGUGGAUCAAAACAUCCGACUAGUCUUCUCUUAUUUCCAAUUGAAUCCCUCAUCAGCCUGUGACAGAGAAAAUAUUGUAAUAUAUGAUGGUCCUUCAACUAAUUCAUCUUUUCUUGGACUAGUAUGCAAUAACCAUGAUUCUGUUCCUGUAUUUGAGUCAUCCUCAAAUGCUUUAACAUUUCGCUUAUCAACAGACUCCACAGUUUUCCAAAGGAAUGUCUUUGCAUUUUAUUAUUUCAUUUCACCUGAAUCAGCCUCAAUUAAAAACUGUGGAGGUAGACUUCACAGCCCAAAUGGAUCAUUCACCAGCCCUAACUACCCAGGAUCACACCCACCAUUUGCCUAUUGUGUCUGGCACAUACAAACGGAAGCAAAUACAAGGAUAAAUUUAACAUUCAGUGAAAUUUUCCUAGAAAUGGAUGAUAAAUGCAGAUAUGACUUCAUUGCCGUCUAUGAUGGUUCAACAACCAACUCUGGUUUAAUCAAACAAGUAUGUGGCCUUAUCAAGCCAACAUUUGAGUCUUCUUCCAACUUUAUGACUGUUGUGCUAUCUACAGAUUAUGCCAAUUCUUACAGGGGCUUUUCUGCUCACUACACAAGUUUACGAAUACCAACACCACAGCCCAACAUAUUCCUCACAUGUUCUUCAGACAUGAUGACAGUCAUUCUCAGCAAGUCUUAUUUGGAUUCACUUGGCUUUAACGAAAAUGACUUAACACUGAAUGAUCCAAAUUGCAAACCUAAUGCCUCAAACCCAGUGACGUUUUCAUUUCCAUUCAACAGCUGUGGAACAAUUAAAGAGAGCCAAAAUCACAGCAUUUCUUAUACCAAUACCAUCACGGCCUUCCCAACAGGUGAUGUGAUCACCUACCAAAAGAGUGUUGAGAUUGUUGUGAAAUGUAUAAUGGAAAACAAUUCAACUGUAGAAGUUGCAUACAUUACAGAAAAGGAUGUUGCAGAGAACACAAGUUCCCUGGGUAGAUACAACCUCAGCAUGUCUUUCUAUGAGUCUGAUUCAUUCUCUAGCCCCAUACUUGAUUCUCCAUACUAUGUAGACUUGAACCAGACUCUCUAUGCGCAAGUCAGUCUGCAUUCCAGUGAUGAUGAUUUGUUAGUGUUUGUGGAUACAUGCACAGCAUCACCAAACUCUGAUUUUGGAUCACCAAACUACGAUUUAGUCAGAAGUGGCUGUGCCAAAGAUAACACAUACAAGGCCUACCCAGUCCUUGAACAUUAUGGGAGGUUCAGCUUCCGUUCUUUUAAAUUCCUGCGAAGCCAUCCAUCUGUUUACAUCCACUGCGAAAUUUUAAUUUGUGACAGCAAGGACCAUAAUUCUCGCUGCACUAAAAACUGCAUGUCUCGCCAUAAGAGAGAGAUUUUUUCCUACAAAUGGAAAGGGGAUGCUAUGGUGGGACCUCUCAAACUGAAAAGAGAUCAUAGUUCCAUGGAUCGCUCAGGUUCUUCUGCUCAGGUAUAUCCUGAAAAAAGCCAGGAUGGGCAAACCAAGAGCCUGAGUAUCCUUACCUCUCUUGUCCUGGUGACCAAUGCUGUCCUUCUUGCUGGUCUGGCAGUAAAGCAUUUCAUCAGUCGGCAACAAGGAUACAGAUAUCAGAAACUGCAGAGCUACUAACAGAAUUUUCUACCAGCUGCUUCAGUUUGAAACCCCUUCUUUGCAAGCUGCAGAAUGUGUUUCAUGGACCUAUCUUUCCAUUAAAUAUUACUUAUUUCAAACAAAGAAUGUUAGGAACUGUAGUGUAAGAGAAACAAUGGAAAAGUGAGCUGAAACAGGAAUUAAGGGGAGAAACGUGCAUAUUUGGAAGGGUGGAUGGGUCAGAAACGACUAAAACACCUUUACUUCUGUGGGUGUACCCAUGAGGAUGUAUGCAUAAGAGCAUUGUGAUUUCUGUAAUUUUUUUCUAAGCACAAUAUAGAUUAAAAUAUUUUAUGAACACAAAA
Messenger RNA from Sphaerodactylus townsendi, 2066 nucleotides. It is a transcript of the gene CUZD1, whose product is annotated as CUB and zona pellucida like domains 1. The transcript is spliced from 9 exons. Lineage: Eukaryota; Metazoa; Chordata; Lepidosauria; Squamata; Sphaerodactylidae. Gene Ontology annotation, cellular component: cell surface. Bases 1 to 1740 code for a protein of 579 amino acids. The record is from RefSeq and is a predicted model, not a curated record.